AUGAUGCACUUUAUCAAUCGUUGGGUUUUCUCAACAAAUCACAAAGAUAUCGGAACACUUUACCUUAUCUUCGGCGCAUUCUCUGGUGUCUUAGGAUCAUGCUUUUCCGUACUCAUUCGUAUGGAACUUGCACAACCUGGAAACCAAAUUCUUGCAGGAAACCACCAACUCUAUAACGUCCUCAUCACUGCACACGCAUUCCUUAUGAUUUUUUUCAUGGUUAUGCCAGCACUCAUCGGAGGAUAUGGGAAUUGGUUCGUACCUAUUAUGAUUGGAGCUCCGGAUAUGGCAUUCCCAAGAUUAAAUAAUAUUAGUUUUUGGUUAUUACCACCUUCUCUUUUACUUCUUUUAAGUAGCGCUCUAGUUGAAGUUGGUGUAGGAACGGGAUGGACUGUGUACCCACCUUUAAGUCACAUUACAAGUCACUCAGGUGGAGCGGUAGACCUUGCCAUUUUCAGUUUACAUCUUUCAGGUGCAUCCAGUAUUCUUGGAGCCAUUAAUUUUAUCACAACCAUCUUUAACAUGCGAGGUCCAGGAUUAAGUAUGCACAGACUCCCACUCUUUGUAUGGUCAGUCUUAAUUACAGCAUUCUUACUUCUCUUAUCCCUCCCUGUACUUGCAGGUGCUAUUACAAUGCUUUUAACAGAUCGAAAUUUUAAUACAUCUUUCUUUGAUCCAGCUGGUGGGGGAGAUCCCAUUUUAUAUCAACAUCUUUUUUGGUUCUUUGGACAUCCGGAAGUUUAUAUUUUAAUUUUACCUGGAUUUGGAAUUGUGAGUCACAUCAUUAGCACAUUUUCAAGAAAACCUAUUUUUGGAUAUCUUGGAAUGGUUUAUGCUAUGUUAAGUAUUGGUGUCUUAGGAUUUAUUGUUUGGGCACAUCACAUGUUCACCGUUGGAUUAGAUGUCGAUACACGCGCCUAUUUUACAGCUGCAACAAUGAUUAUUGCGGUACCAACAGGUAUUAAAAUUUUCAGUUGGAUUGCAACAGCAUGGGGUGGGUCGAUCUACCUCAGAACACCAAUGUUAUUUGCUGUUGGAUUCAUCUUCCUCUUUACAGUAGGUGGAUUAACUGGUGUUAUGCUCGCAAAUGCUGGAAUCGAUAUUGCACUCCACGAUACUUACUAUGUCGUUGCGCACUUCCAUUAUGUAUUAUCCAUGGGAGCUGUCUUUGCUUUAUUUGCUGGAUUCUAUUACUGGAUCGGUAAAAUUUCCGGGUACCAAUAUCCAGAAGUAUACGGGCAAAUUCAUUUUUGGUUAUUUUUUAUUGGGGUCAACCUCACAUUCUUCCCAAUGCAUUUUCUUGGAUUAGCUGGUAUGCCACGUCGUAUCCCAGAUUACCCAGAUGCAUUUGCUGGAUGGAAUGCUGUAUGUAGUUAUGGGUCAUACCUAUCUAUUUUAGCGAGUCUCUUCUUUUUCUAUGUGGUGUAUCUUACACUGACAAGUAACGAGAGAUGUGCACCAAAUCCAUGGAACUUUGAUUCACAGGAUCAAUCUGUGUCAACAUUAGAAUGGACCGUGGCGUCACCACCAGCGUUUCACACAUUUGAAGAAAUUCCUGCCAUUAAAUCACCGCACCAACUUACAAAAUAA
Ostreococcus tauri is the source of this 1590-nucleotide messenger RNA. The record is from the annotation of a RefSeq genome assembly. NCBI's taxonomy places the organism in Eukaryota, Viridiplantae, Chlorophyta, Mamiellophyceae, Mamiellales, Bathycoccaceae.